AAAUAGAAGGGUACCUUGGGCCAGUACAUUAGCCCAGCAGUACAAUAAGCCGAAAGAAAAUGUCCAACUAAAUUUAACUCUGUUGAUAUAAAAUAGCAACCCAGCUCAAAAUUCGCGCAUCCGUUCUCUGGAAACAUUGUUCGAUUUUUAUGUUCAUUCUCCAAUUCCUCAAUUUUGGAUCUCUCAGGAUCGUUUCCUCUUUUCAUUUAUGGCUUCCUAUGUUUAUCUUACCGUUUUUGCAGUUCUCACAGCUGCAGGUCCAUUCUCCUACUGUUUUGCGGAGAGCCGGAAGGAGUUGAGGGGUAAGGAGGUCAAUCAGGAAACUAUCGCUCUACUGGGAAGCUCAAUUGGAACCAACCGAGUUAACCUAUUGCAAGUUGUUCAACUCUCCUGGCGACCAAGGGUGUUCUUGUAUAAAGGCUUUCUGACGGAUGAGGAAUGUGAUCAUGUCAUUUCUCUGGCGCAAGGUACAAAAGAACCAUCUGUAGGAAAGGGUGAUGAUUCAGCCAAAAUUGUGGAGAAUGGGCUACAAGAAAGUAGAGAAUUUCUUUCAAACAUGGAUGAUAAUAUACUUGCAAUGAUUGAAGAGAGACUUUCAGCAUGGACUUUCCUUCCCAGAGAGAAUGGGAAGCCCUUACGGGUCAUGCAUUAUGGGGUUGAAGAGACCAAACAGAAGCUAGAUUAUUUUGGCAACAAAACAUUGAUUUCGAAUGAGCCUUUGAUGGCAACCCUAGUUUUAUAUCUCUCAAAUGUCGGUCAGGGUGGGGAGAUUCUCUUUCCCAAGUCAGAGGGCAAAAUUUGGUCUGAUUGUAAAAAGGGUAGCAACUUACUAAAACCAGUUAAAGGGAACGCAAUUCUGUUUUUCAAUGUGCACCUUAAUGCUUCUCCUGACACAAGUAGCAGCCAUGCUCGAUGUCCUGUCCUUGAAGGGGAAAUGUGGUGUGCCACCAAAUACUUCAUCGUACGAGCCAGUGAUAGAGGAAAAGUCCUGUCUGAAUCGGAUGGCAGCGACUGUAAUGAUGAGGAUGACAGUUGUCCCAGGUGGGCUGCUCUUGGGGAAUGCCAAAGGAACCCAGUCUACAUGACGGGUUCUCCUGAUUACUAUGGGACAUGUAGAAAGAGCUGUAAUGCAUGUUGAAGGGAAAUUCUGCAUACAUUUUCUUCAUAAUUCAGAGCAAAUUGAUUUUAUUUUA
This is a messenger RNA of Manihot esculenta (cassava), 1193 nucleotides long. Its product is annotated as probable prolyl 4-hydroxylase 12. Gene Ontology annotation, cellular component: endoplasmic reticulum. NCBI's taxonomy places the organism in Eukaryota, Viridiplantae, Streptophyta, Magnoliopsida, Malpighiales, Euphorbiaceae. The transcript is spliced from 7 exons. Gene Ontology annotation, biological process: peptidyl-proline hydroxylation to 4-hydroxy-L-proline. The record is from RefSeq and is a predicted model, not a curated record. Bases 209 to 1138 code for a protein of 309 amino acids. Gene Ontology annotation, molecular function: L-ascorbic acid binding; iron ion binding; procollagen-proline 4-dioxygenase activity.